GAGAUUAGCGGCAUAGUUCGGACUAGCGGCGCGUGCGCUGGCCGUCACCAACGCCUCAUUCCACGUCACUGUGAUACUGAAACAAUAAACUACUAACAAAACUCGAACUGAUGUAUAUUACAAUUGAAAUAAACUGAACUAUGGCAGGCGUCUUGUUCAUAGUAAACGUCCCGCGCAAAGACUACGAAGCAGAACUAAACAGAGACAAAACUACUAAAAUAGUUAUUGAAAAGGAAAGGAGUCGGAAAACAUCCAAACUCGUCGACGAGUUGAAGGAAAACAAAAGAUUCAGCGGCUUAAGAUCUACCAUAGAAACAUACGCGCGGGAUGACGACAGCGUGGUUAUAUCCAAAUGCAAAUCAACAGACUGUUUGCAUAAGCAUGAUAAAGAAAUUGGUCUAUACAAGUGCAAAAGCGAGAAUACUCUUAACAUAAAGUCGAAUUUGAAUGAAAAGAAGAAGUUUUCGCGGUCGUCGUGGCGUGACAUAAAACAAGUGAUUAAGCCAAAAAAGAGUAAACUGAAAAUAACCCAACCAGGCACGGGAGUGGACAUUCUAGCUGCCUUCCAUUGGGAUACGCCGCUUGAAACAAUUCUCUCCGAAGUCAUACACCGGCUAGAUAUACAAAAUGCUGCAUGGAAUUCGGCUAAGAAUGAUCGAUUUUGGCAGGUGAUAUUCUCUCUGGAGUCAGGCUGCCUAUGUGAGGAGUUGCUGCAAGUUCUGAGGACAUUCGGCAUCGGAUCCAGGCACCAGUCGUCGGUCAGCGUUAUUCCCUGCGCACUCUACUACAACUCUCCUUUAGAAGAGAAGCCAACGAGUGACCGGGACAACGGGGAGCUCUGUCAAAAUGACUCCAACUCAGCGUGGUCCCGUUUCUCGUCAUCAGUUCGCGCGCGCACCAACCUCGCCCAAGUUCUGUAUGACGUGCGCGCCGAGGCGGCCCUGACCUUCGACUGGCUGUUCCUGUUGGUGGUCGCUGCCUUCGUCGCCGCCAUCGGCCUGGUGGAAAACUCUACUGUUAUACUCGUUGCCAGCAUGUUGAUAUCUCCACUUAUGGGUCCAAUCACAGCAGGAACGCUCGGCACAGCGGUCCGCGACCGCUCGCUGCAGCUGAUGGGGGUCACUCACGAGCUGCUGGGGCUGUUCCUGUCCCUCAUCAUCGGCUUCAUCUUCGGCCUGGCCAUCUGCGCCGUAGACGAGCGGUACGGCGUCGGCGACUGGCCCACCUAUGAGAUGAUGUCAAGAUGUGAAAUCCGGUCGCUAUGGGUUGGUGCUCUGGUGGCGAUACCAAGUGGCGCAGGAGUGGCGCUGGCGGUGUUGGGAGACUACACCGCGUCGUUGGUUGGCGUCGCCAUAUCUGCUUCUCUUCUACCACCCGCUGUCAACGCUGGCCUGCUGUGGGCGAUGGCGCUGGUCCACCUCAUCUUCAUGGACGAUGACACGCGCUGGACGACGGUGGUCAAGACAACCAUAUACAGUGACAAUCAACCGACGGAGCUGGCGGUGCUAGGAGCCGUUUCUCUGUGCCUGACGUUGGUAAACAUCGUCUGCAUAUUUCUGGCUGGAGUCGCUGUUUAUAAGGUAAAAGAAGUAUGUCCUCUGGAACGAAGAGACAUGUCCUGGUGGAGAGCUAACAGAAAUCUUCUGCAGACCUCAAGACGGAAAGACAGGAAGGAUACGAGUACCACAAUACCUUGGGACUUGUAUAACAAAUGGCGUAAUGAAGCCGAAGACAAGAAGGAUAGUAAGAACACAAUGAAAUGCCCAAGCCCCACAAUGGUGCACAGCGAUACAGUGACGUAUCGUCGCAACAGACCUCUAUUGAGGGCCCAGAACUUGGAAUCCAUGAUGGCCAUCAACCAUAAGAACCCUUUAUCAUCCGAGACCUACAUGCCCUUAGAUUUGGAGACAUCCGGUACCUAUACCUAUAAAAGUAAUGAUAAACCCGAAAUAAGCGACAGUGAAAACGGUGCCAAAAACAAAGACGUUAAGUACCCCUUCUUCAAUAUGGCUUUUGAUGUACCAGAAGACGAAAAUAAGAAUAUAGAUCACAAGGACCUACCGACCAUAGAGCCUUCUCUGAGCUACACGGUGGAACCAAAAAAAUACGGCAUAGUUUUAAGUAGCAAAUCUUUUGAUGUGUAAUUUUGAGAUUGUUCUAGAUUUCAUUCUUUAUACUACGUUACUGUUUUGUUUAACAUGUGAGUUUCGAAUAAAUACUUUUUACCAAAA
This is a messenger RNA of Pectinophora gossypiella (pink bollworm), 2231 nucleotides long. RefSeq lists its product as uncharacterized. NCBI's taxonomy places the organism in Eukaryota, Metazoa, Arthropoda, Insecta, Lepidoptera, Gelechiidae. The coding region runs from base 141 to 2144 and encodes 667 amino acids. The transcript has 10 exons. The record is from RefSeq and is a predicted model, not a curated record.